AUGACGAAUCAGGCGGUGUACGACGUUGCCUGGAGCGAGGCCAACGAGCACGUCCUACUUACGGGGCAGGCAGAUGGAACCCUGAAGCUGUUUGAUUGGACCAACCCUCAAGGUCCCAUCAUGUCGCUGGAAGAGCACACAGCUGAGGUCUACGGUGUCGACUGGAACCUCAACGAGAAGCAUCUCAUUUCUUCGGCAGCCUGGGACCACUCUGUCAAAGUGUGGGAUGCAAUGCGCGGGGUCUGCCUCAGCACUUUCCGCGCGCAUCAGAACCUGGCCUACGCUGCAAUCUGGUCCCCGGCCAGGCCAGCGUGCCUUGCAAGCGUUGGUGGGGAUGCUAUGCUCCACAUCCAGGAUCUCAAUGCGGGCGAGAUGCCCGUACAGAGCAUUCAGGCUCACCAACAUGAGAUCCUGACGGUUGACUGGAACAAGUACAAUGAGUUUAUGGUUGUCACAGGUAGUGUUGACAAGACCAUCCGCACUUUUGACUUGCGCAACUUUGGCCAGCCCUUGCAGAUUCUGCAUGGGCAUCAGCUGGCGGUCAAGCGAGUCAAGUGUCAUCCGUACAACGAGACCCAAAUCGUCUCCUGCUCUUACGACACGGCUGUGAAUGUCUUCGACAUGACCAUGGGUCAAAUGCAGACGCUUCUCAGUGUCGAUCGUGCCACCCGAUUUCUUGCUUUCGUGCUCCCGUUAACGGGGAGCCAAGCCUUGCUUCUGUACUUGUAUCCGUGCUGCAUCGUUGCCCUGCGGAACGAGGGCAACUCGAGACCUGAGGAAUACACCCGAGGGCAAGCCGGGAAUAGUGAGCGCACGAAGUCGAAAUCAAAGGUGAAGGGCGAUCACAGCAUUCAAGGCCAGGCGACCGCCGCCUCCACCACCGCCGGCAAUUGUACCGACCUUGACUACACUCCGAGACUGGAGAUUGCAGUCCUGCUUUCCGGAAGCUUUUUCUGCAAGGUGAAGCGUGCAAGCACAGGCUUUGUCCAACUUAGCAGAGUCCUGGCCCGGGCCUUGCACUCGCGAGUGACCUCCCGGCAGCGUUUCGUGUCGCCAGUGCGGCUCAAGAUCCAGGGCCGAGUACUGAAACGUUAUCCCAUCAUAUCCCGUCCCAACGUUCUGAGAUCGCAUGAGCAGCACUCCGAAGCAUUCCAUUGUCACGAGCUCGACCGACAGGUCAACCGUGCCGCGGUUCUGCCUCUGGCGGUGGCUGCAGUCCUUGCUUGCGUGACGAAGUUUUGCGGCUUGGCAGCGGACUUGCAAACUGUUGACUUGCCAGAGAUCUGCAGUUCCUGGGUCGGCACGGCCGGGGCCCAGAGCCCUGGACCAUUCGUACCCAUCGAAGCAGCCUGUGAGAAGUGGAAGACGCUGAAGUCUGGCCCAGUGCAUUCACGCUGCCGCAGCCGAGUAGCAGGCUCGUGGAAGCCCACCGGCGAGAUUGACAUUCAGGGCCCCGAGGAGGAAGCCCUAGCACAGUCGGUUUGGGAGGCGUUCCAGGAGCAGUACACCGGUGCUGCAGAACGUGGCAUGUACAUGGACACACCCGUGGGUGAGAACGACAUCAAGUACAGAUGGAGGCGACUCCGUGACACCUUCGGCAUCACCAGUGAGGAGGCGGUGGGUAUUAUGCAGACGGAUGCGCUUCCUCUAGUCAUUGAUGCCGACUACGUGCAGGUGUGGCGAAGCAAUGUGACAGCUGAGCUUUCUAUGGCAGCUUCCCUGCUCGAGAUGGGAGGGACAUCAGGGACCCAGGCCUCGGCCUCGGAGCCUUUGCUGCCCUCCGCUCUGCGAACCUUAGCCGAUCGCAAGGAGUUGGUCGAAGGACAGAUCGCCGAAUACGACGGGAUGCCCUGGUUUCAGCGCGCCCUCUUCGACACCUCGGCUUUUCAGGCCCACGCGGACUGGCUGAAGCAGUGGAGACAGGAGUGGGCUGUGAAGAUCCCGCAGCCGAAAGCGCAAGCGCCCAGCUCCGGGCCGCAGAGGUCGCCGAUCCCCAAAGCAAGGGAGAACGCAGCGGAGGAGACGGAGGCGGAGGAUGUGGAGGAGGCGGAUGCAGCCGCAGGCUCACCCAACUUCAAGUUGCCGGCUGUUGCCGCAGCCAAGGCUGCCCUCGAAAAGUUUGGGACUGAUUGGAAAGCUGCUGGAAUGGACUCAGUGGUUGAGGAGGUUGUGAAUCUAAUGCAGUCAGAUCCACAAAAUGCCUUCGUGCAAGAGCGCGGCUGCGAGUCGUUGCGAUACCUCUGCACCGAUGAUGAGAGUCGGCAAGCUGUGGCAGCAAAGGAUGCCAUUCCGACAAUUCUGAGGUCGAUGGAGCUGAACGAGAACGAGUCCGAAGUCCAGGGAUACUGCUGUGGGACACUGGUUCAUCUGGCAGCCACAGCAUCGACUCGUCGGAGCAUCGUGCAAGAGAAGGGCCUGGAGGCGAUUCUACGAGCCAUGCAGAUGCAUCCCAGCAAUGCAUUCGUUCAGUUCAAAGCCUGUGCGGCUUUAGCAAACCUUGCAGCCACGAGCCAGGAACAGUCCUUGCUGGCUUCGCUGGGUGGAGGAGAGAUGAUUCUGAAAACGAUGCGCUUGCACGUGCACGAUCUCUCAGUGCUUGAGUAUUGCCUGGGUGCUCUGCACAACCUGGCCACGUACCAUGGAAACCAGGCCGCGCUGCGCACGGCUGGCGCGGUUCGUGUGCUGAGAGACGCCGUGCGGCUUCACCCACAGAACCAUCAGGUCCAGCAGGUCGGUAAGAAGACCAUCCGGCUCCUGAAAGGACGCAAUGCGCCGUGGUCUGCUCCGACUUUCGGCAACUGGAUGGGGUCGACCUUGAGCGGCGCAGACUUCUCCAUGGCCAAAGCCGUGGGAUACUGUAGGCAAGAUGCGAUGCUCCUUUCAGCACUCCGUUGUGGGCCAGAGCAAUUGCUUGGCACAAGUGGUUUGAGUUUGAAGCAGUUUCUGCUCUGGAUUUAUGGGCUGACUUGCUGUGAUGGCUGGGGAAUAGCCUGCUUGCCCAAGUCUGUGACCAUAGCGAGCGUUUGUUGCGACAGUUGCUUCGCCUCGCAGAAAACCUUCAAAGCGAUGGUGGACGGCGCCGACCGAGACAAGGCCCUGGAGAUCGUCACUCGGCACCCGGGCAUUUUGGCUGCGGGGCCGGACGUGAAGGACAACAUGCUCCAGGCAGACCUGGCCUCGAACGCCAUCAAUGCCGCAAGGAGCUUGGGCAAUUUGUUCAGAUAG
Molecule: messenger RNA, 3225 nt
Organism: Symbiodinium sp. CCMP2456
Lineage: Eukaryota; Dinophyceae; Suessiales; Symbiodiniaceae
Source: the annotation of a GenBank genome assembly